AGUGCAGUGAAGUCUCCCACCCUAACCUCCUAAGUCAAAAGCGUUGUGUUGUUAGCAUAACAUAACUCAUUGGUUGUGUCACACUAACACAUACACACUCGGAUGAUGUUUGUGUUGGGUGUUUCUUCCUCCGCCGCAGCCGCUCCUGCUGCUGCCACCUCCUCCACUCACCACCUUCUUAGUGGAACCCUUCACUCUCCUUCUUCCCUCUCAACUUCCCAUCUAUUUCCCACAACUUCGGUGCGUUCAUCUUCACUGCACUUCAGGUGCGUUCCAAUCAAAGCCAUGGCUGAAGUUGAUACUAUAGCAGUGUCAAAAACUGCUUCUUCUUCUGCUCCGGGCAGCAAGCAAGCCUUGAUAUCAUUGUCAGACAAGAAGGAUCUUGCAUUUGUUGGGAAUGGGCUCCAGGAAUUAGGAUAUACUAUUGUUUCAACUGGAGGAACAGCUUCUGCAUUGGAGAGUGCUGGAGUAGCUGUUACUAAAGUUGAAAAGCUCACUAAGUUCCCUGAAAUGCUUGAUGGUCGUGUCAAAACUUUGCACCCUAACAUACAUGGGGGUAUCCUUGCCCGAAGGGACCAAAAACAUCACAUUGACGCCCUCAGUGCUCAUGGGAUUGGUACUUUUGAUGUUGUGGUAGUGAACCUGUACCCAUUUUACGAUAAAGUCACAUCAGCUGGAGGCGUUGAAUUUGAGGAUGGAAUUGAAAAUAUUGACAUCGGUGGUCCCGCCAUGAUUAGAGCUGCUGCAAAGAACCACAAGGAUGUUUUGGUAGUGGUUGAUACAGAAGACUACCCUGCCCUUCUGGAAUUUCUUAAAAGAAACCAGGAUGAUCAAAAGUUCAGGCUAAAGCUCGCAUGGAAAGCUUUUCAACAUGUUGCUUCCUAUGAUUCUGCAGUAUCUGAGUGGUUGUGGAAGCAGAGUGUGGGAGAUAAAUUCCCACCUAGCUUGACAGUGCCUCUUUCACUCAAAAGUUCUCUCCGUUAUGGUGAAAAUCCUCAUCAAAAAGCUGCAUUCUAUAUUGACAAAAGCAUUUCUGAGGUUAAUGCUGGUGGAAUUGCUACAGCCAUCCAACACCAUGGAAAGGAGAUGUCAUAUAAUAACUACUUGGAUGCUGAUGCUGCUUGGAACUGUGUAUGCGAGUUUAGGAACCCCACGUGUGUAGUGGUGAAGCAUACUAAUCCAUGUGGGGUAGCAUCGCGUGAUGAUAUUCUUGAAGCCUACAGACUAGCUGUUAAAGCUGAUCCCGUGAGUGCAUUUGGUGGAAUUGUAGCUUUCAAUGUGGAAAUUGACGAGGCACUUGCUAAAGAAAUUCGAGAAUUUAGAAGCCCCACAGAUGGGGAGACAAGGAUGUUUUAUGAAAUAGUGGUUGCGCCCAGCUAUACAGAGAAGGGACUUGAGAUUCUCUGUGGAAAGUCUAAGACUCUAAGGAUUCUUGAAGCGAAAAAGAAUGAAGCUGGAAAGCUUUCACUCAGACAAGUUGGUGGAGGAUGGUUAGCUCAGGAUUCAGAUGACUUAACCCCACAUGACAUCAAGUUCAACGUAGUCUCUGAGAAGGCUCCACAGGAUGAUGAGCUUCGUGAUGCAGAGUUUGCAUGGUUGUGUGUGAAGCAUGUCAAAAGCAAUGCUAUUGUGAUAGCUAAGAACAAUUGCAUGUUAGGUAUGGGAAGUGGGCAACCAAACCGUGUCGAGAGUUUGAGAAUAGCAAUGAGGAAAGCUGGAGAUGAUGUUAAAGGAGCAGCCUUGGUCAGUGAUGCCUUCUUCCCAUUUGCUUGGAAAGAUGCUGUGGAAGAAGCAUGUGAAAGCGGAAUUGGUGUUAUUGCAGAACCAGGUGGGAGUAUCAGAGACCAGGAUGCCAUAGACUGUUGUAACAAGUAUGGUGUUUCACUGCUCUUUACCAAUGUCAGGCACUUUAGGCACUGACUUAAUUUUUGCUUUGGAAUAACUUCCUGCCUCCAUUAUCCAAGCGGUGUUGCUGGAACUUGUGCUUCCAAUAGGUAGCACUGAAACCUGUUUUUGAAGUCAAGUGACUGUAUGAGUAAGGAUUGUUCUAUCCAAUUUAUAUAGAAAAAUAAAUUGAUGUUCUCCUACUUUCUAAUGUCUUAUGUACAUUAGAAUAAUGUGAUGGAAUCAUCUUUUGCAAUGAACAGAAUCAAAUUAGACAUUCUUGCUGCAACUAUUCAAUUA
This is a messenger RNA of Glycine soja, 2184 nucleotides long. Its product is annotated as bifunctional purine biosynthesis protein PurH-like. The coding region runs from base 103 to 1920 and encodes 605 amino acids. Gene Ontology annotation, biological process: 'de novo' IMP biosynthetic process. Gene Ontology annotation, molecular function: phosphoribosylaminoimidazolecarboxamide formyltransferase activity; IMP cyclohydrolase activity. The transcript has 12 exons. The record is from RefSeq and is a predicted model, not a curated record. Gene Ontology annotation, cellular component: cytosol. NCBI's taxonomy places the organism in Eukaryota, Viridiplantae, Streptophyta, Magnoliopsida, Fabales, Fabaceae.